AUGCCGACUCAAUACGGCAAUUUUCACGACUUUUGUCGCGACACAGGUAGCUUGCGAUCCACCCUGCCAGUGUGUAAUCUCUUCUCCGAGUCCCAAUCAAGAGGAGGUAAUGGCUUUGGCGGAUGCGACCUGGUCGGUUUCUCGGUUGGAGGAAGCAGACGUCUCGCCAACCUGGGUUCUAUAAUCAUUGAUGGUAUCGCUAUUGCCCUCUCGUUGUUCCUCAUUUGGAGAUCGAAUAGAAAGCGCGCUGCUGUUGGAAGAAGGGAGAUGCAACUUUUCCUCCUCGGCUUCAUCAUCAUCUCGUUCUGCGAAAUCUUCACCAUUGGCGGCUUCACCCUCGACGGCGCUGUGCGAAGGGGUUUCUCUGCUGUACACAUCGCCGCAAUCGUCGCAACUACCUGGAUUCUUCUCAUGAACGGUGCCGUCGGCUAUCAAUUCUUGGAUGAUGGAACUUUUGCUUCUCUGGCUUUGAUCUUUGGUUCGGCGGUUAUUCUGUUUGUCGGCACUGGCUAUAUCGCUCUCGAUACUGGUUUCAGCUGGACUGGAUACUGGGACGACACGCUCAUUGCACCCAACCGCUCUUACUCGCUCUACACGUUGUACCAAUUGGUUCCGCUGGUCUUCCUCUCCAUCUUCUUCAUUCUCGAGGCUGUCAUUGUUGUCAGAGUCCUCGGCGAGAUUAGACCCAUGUUCUACCUCGUCGCAGCCAUGCUCCUCUUCGCUAUUGGCCAAAUCUUCCAAUACGUUAUCAGCGUACAUCUUUGCAACGCGACCAACGGAGCUAUCAACGGUGGUCUCUUCGAAUCACUCUUUACACUCCUCGCGGUCGUUAUGAUCUGGGUCUUCUGGUCCAGCAUCACCGAGGAUGACUGGCCUCUUCCUUCGACUGAGACCACCUACACUUAA
Molecule: messenger RNA, 906 nt
Organism: Aureobasidium pullulans EXF-150
Lineage: Eukaryota; Fungi; Ascomycota; Dothideomycetes; Dothideales; Saccotheciaceae
Exons: 6
Coding region: 1-906 (301 amino acids)
Biological process (GO): protein folding
Cellular component (GO): endoplasmic reticulum membrane
Source: RefSeq, a predicted model, not a curated record